AUUCUCCUGACAUGUCAGCUGGUAUAAAUACUCGGAGCAGCCUUCUUUUUACGCAGCCCUGUUUUAUGAGGGAAAAUGUAUCGUCUCGGUCAACAGUGUAUCCCCCAGAUCGCCUUCAAUUCCUUUUUAUCCGCUGUGCCACGGGAAUAUUUUCAUUUUACGAGACAAUAUAAUAAAAGCUGGUCGUGUAUUGGCUGAUUUUGGAUCAAAUUAUACAUUUAUCUGCACGAAAAUGCCGAGGACCAAGAAAAAGAAUGGCAGGGGUGGGCAGCAUGGAAAUGUGCAGCCUUUCAGUGAUGAGGAUGCUUCUAUUGAGACCCUCAGUCAUUGCAGCAGCUUCAGUGACACUGCCAGUGUCGCAGAUGAAGGUGGAGAGGCCAGUGAGGACACAGCCCAGGAGGAUUUCCAGUACAAGCUGAAGGGGUUCAUAGACAGCACGGUUGAUAAGAGUGCUAAGACCAGACAAGGAGCACUGGAUGGGCUUAAGACGGCAAUGGCCACACGGAUCCUGUGUGAGUUCAUCUCAGAGAGAAGGAUGACUAUCACAGACAGCAUUGAACGCUGCCUCAAGAAAGGCAAAGGCGAGGAGCAGCGGGCAGCAGCUUCUUUAGCCUGCCUGCUGUGUAUCCAGCUGGGCUCUGGCAUCGAGAGCGAGGAGGUGUUCAAGACGCUGAAACCCAUCUUCAAAAACAUCCUGGCAGAUGGAUCAGCCAACCUACAAGCCAGACAGGCUGUUGCGACAAGUCUGGGCCUCUGUACUUUAGUGGCAGAAGAUGACAUUUUGGACGUGCAUUCUACCAUGGAGUGCUUUGAGAAUCUGUUCACCCGGUCCUAUACGAGGAAGGAUGGUACCUGUCCUUUGAUCAAUCCCCAGACAAGCCAGCUCCACACCAACGCCCUGCUGUCCUGGGCACUGCUACUCACCAUCUGCACUGCCAGCCAGCUCAAAGACAUCAUGUGCAAACACCUGCCUAAACUACCAAGAUUGCUCGAAAGUGAGGAUGUCAACAUGAGAAUUGCUGCAGGAGAGACCAUCGCCCUGCUCUUUGAGUUGGCCAGAGACAUGGACUCUGAGUUUGAGUUUGAUGACUGGGAUGAACUGUGUGACAAACUGAACGCGUUGGCCACAGACUGUAACAAGCACAGAGCCAAGACCGACAAGAGGAAGCAGCGGUCGGUGUUCAGAGACGUACUCAAGGCUGUUGAGGAGGCUGACUUCCAGUCAGAGACCAUUCGCUUUGGGACAGAGCGUAUGACCAUUGACAGCUGGGUCAGAAAGAGGACAUAUGAUGCCUUCAGAGAGUUUGUGGGGUCUGGGAUGAACUACCACCUACAGGCAAAUGAAUUCAUCAGAGACGUUUUUGAACUGGGACCACCUAUGCUGGUUGAUUCAGCAACAAUGAAGGCCAUGAAAAUCUCUCGCUUUGAAAGGCAUCUCCACAACUCUGCUGCAUUCAAGGCUCGGACCAAGGCCAGAAGCAAGUUCAGGGACAAGAGAGUGGACGUGGGAGAAUUUUAACUCUUUUUAUCUUUUUGUUUUUCACUCUAAUACCCUAUUCAUCAGGCUUCCCUGCUUUUUAGAUGAAUUGUCACGACUUUGUGUCCCUGUGAUCCUCACUCGAAAUCUAUCUUUUGAAUAUCAAACCCUGACCCUCUGUAGACUUGAAAGGUGGCUUUAUCACAGAUGCUCUGUAGUGGACAAAACAUUCUUUUUAUAGCCUCCAUUCAAGUCUACAGGAGGUGAGUGUUUGUUUGAUAAUCAAACAAUAGGUUUGGAGUAUAACUUUAAUGUAUCCACACUUAGACGGUGGUGUUGUACAUAGUGUAUAUUUGUCUGCUCCUCAUGUUAAUAUUCAUUAGGUGGCUUUUUUUUUUUUUUUUUUUGUGUGUGAACAUAAAUUAUAUAAUUUUGCCAGCAUUUGUCUUGUAGGUCUAGUUAGUUCACAGCAAUGUCAAGACAUGUUGUGAAUGAUCUAACACUUUGUUGAAUUUGUAUUUAAGUUGCACUACCUUGUAAUCUUAGCAGGUUAUUUAUGUAGAACUUUGAAUAUUCUGCUGUCUUUUUAGUAUUGGGUAUGUAAUCUAAAGGGUAAGGAUGGUGAAAUAAACACAAAAGCUGUAAGAAAUGGAUCCCUAA
Sander lucioperca (pikeperch) is the source of this 2137-nucleotide messenger RNA. RefSeq names its product interferon-related developmental regulator 1 (gene ifrd1). The coding region runs from base 233 to 1519 and encodes 428 amino acids. Gene Ontology annotation, cellular component: nucleus. The record is from RefSeq and is a predicted model, not a curated record. The transcript has 12 exons. NCBI's taxonomy places the organism in Eukaryota, Metazoa, Chordata, Actinopteri, Perciformes, Percidae.